Molecule: messenger RNA, 875 nt
Organism: Phaeodactylum tricornutum CCAP 1055/1
Lineage: Eukaryota; Bacillariophyta; Bacillariophyceae; Surirellales; Neidiaceae
Exons: 1
Coding region: 1-765 (254 amino acids)
Molecular function (GO): nucleic acid binding
Source: RefSeq, a predicted model, not a curated record
AUGGUCCAGAUUCGUGUAUUGGUUCUUGCGGCUUCACUUUCACUCGUGUCGGCAUGGGUGCCAUCUUUCAGACGCAGCCUCGCUCCGUCUAGCACGACAGCUCGGCGGAUGGCGAUAGACUAUAACGACCCUAUCGUAGGCGAAGAAUUCAACAAGGUGCAACCCAUGGCGUUCGAAGACGUUGAACAAGAACUACGCGAAAAGGGUAUUCCGGUCCCGCCGACGAUGAACGAAAUGGAAAUAAAACUCAUGCUAGUAGAAAUGCGUUUACGCCUGUCGGGAAAGCUAGCUGGACAGACAGAGAAAAAGCGACCGGCCAAGUUCUCUUCCAAAUUUGAAGAAGCUAUGUGGACGAAGCCAAUGUUUAAGGAGUUCUACGAUGAGCUAAAGCAGAAGGGAGAUCACAACGCACAGAAUGUAGUUGCCGAGUAUCUUAACGACAAGACCCUGGCUUUGCAACGAUAUGGCAAGGAUUAUAAGGCCGUCAUUCGACGAGCUGAAGCAGCUUUGACUGCAGCACCUCCUGUAAAUUCACCGACUCUCAAGUUUUCGGGAUUUCCGGCCAAUAUGGGUGAGAGCGGGUGCAAGAUGACACUGGAAGCUCUCGGUACGAUUGUCGGAUUCGAAUGCCACGUUUCCGAAGACCUACCGAUUUUAACCGGCACAGUCACAUUUGACGACAUCGAGUCAGCUAAAAAGGCAGUAGCGCAGUACAAUGGUAUGGACAUGGGAAUGGGUACUAAGCUGGAGAUUGCCUCCGUUUAAGAGUCAUCUCUUGGAUCGAUUAGAAUGAAAGUUAUGAACCAUGACAGAAACAAACAAACCAGUAGAACAACACUAAAGCAAAAUAUGCCUUUAUCCAAUAUGACUGACUU